Amaranthus tricolor (Joseph's coat) is the source of this 4364-nucleotide messenger RNA. RefSeq lists its product as uncharacterized. The record is from RefSeq and is a predicted model, not a curated record. Lineage: Eukaryota; Viridiplantae; Streptophyta; Magnoliopsida; Caryophyllales; Amaranthaceae. The coding region runs from base 133 to 3390 and encodes 1085 amino acids. The transcript has 8 exons.
AAAUGACUCCCACGAUUCCGGGGAAUUAAGAUCAUUGAAGCAUUACUUUGAUAAAAAAUUCGAUGUUAGGGUUAAUUUAGGGGUUCGUUUUGCCAUUUAACCACUCAUGUCGAUCUUCCCAAACGAGUAAAAAUGGUGACCUUGUCAAAAAUCAUGGUUCUGCGCAGACUGCUGGUCUUCUCCUUCUUGCUUCUCACAAUUCAUGCCAUUUCGGCCAAAUCCAAGAACAAUCUUGAAUUCAAAUGGCAGACACUGUCGUCCGCGAAUUUCUCCUCUCAGAUUCGUAUCCAUCCUCACGUUCUCCUCUUCGUUACUGUUCCUUGGUGUGGGGAGUCACGCUCGCUUAUGGAUGAAUUGUCCAAGAAAUUGGCUAUUGAGCAAGAAAAAUAUAGUUCUUUGAAGUUGAUGCUUGUCAAUCGUAAUGUUGAAAACAGGCUGGCUGAUUCUUUGGGUGCUGUUGAGGGAUUAACGGUUUUAUGUUACCAUCAUGCAGUGUCUUAUAAGUAUAAGGGAAUUUUUAGAGUUCAAAAUAUAUUAUCAUCCAUGUAUUAUUUAAUAUCAAAUUCAGUUGAAAACAUUCCUCUCAAGAGACUUGGCAAUUCCGAUGAGUUGGAAAUGUUUCUUGCAUCAACUGAUAAGGCUGUCCUUCUCCUAGAAACUUGUGGUUGGACCUCAAAAUUUCUGAAGCAGACUGGCAAUGAAACUGUGCAAGCUUUGCAGGAAAGCCUCUUUCCAGGGAAUUCAAAUAGAGGAACUAAUCAAACUCUGGCUUCUAAAAUGCAGAAAGACUUGAAGGAUGUUGAAAAUGACAUGAACUUUGACGUUCAACAUGGUUACGGUGGAAGUCCUUGGGUUGGAGAAUUCAGUGCUGAAAAUGUGACCGAAUCUCCUGCAAAUGAGGUUAUGCAGUCGACUGUUGGAACAUCCUGUAGCUUUGAAGAGUACACUAAAUUUAAGGCCUUCUUCUCAAAGUUCAUGGCAUUUGUAAGAGAUGUUUAUCUUCCACCUCAAAGGCAAAGAUAUGGCUUUAUGUCAGAUAGAUCAUUGCUUUUGACUCUUGGUAUAGAAGAUUCUGAUCAAUGGUCAUUGAUCAUAUCCUAUGUUGGAUGUCCUGGUUGCUUGUGGAACUUUAAAGAUGAAAAAUACAUUCAAAAUGCUCUUGAGAUGCGUGAUCUACCUGUAAUGGAGUUGCCAGAUGCUGGAGAGGGAUUUGGACCUGCUCUACCUAUUGAUAAGCCAUCUGUUAUACUCUUUGUUGACAGAGCAUCUGACUCCGUAGAAACUAGAAACAAAAGUCAGAAAGCUCUUCAUGCGUUCAAAGAAGUAGCGUUGCAAUUUUGGAAUUCGUCUCCUAUUGGCCGGCAAAGUGGUGAUUGGCCAAAAAGAUCAUUUCACUCUUAUAAAGGGUUUCCAGGCAUCUAUAAGAAUCAUAGAUUACUGUUAUCACCUUCACCUCAAAUAAAAUCAAAAGAUAAAAUGUCGAUCAUGAUUAUAAAUGAAGGAAAGCAAAUUACUUUAGGCAAUGAAGCUUCAAAUUUGCAAGGUGGUUCUUUACAUGAGAUCUUGACAUAUUUGGUUGGGCAAAAGAAGCAAGCGAGAUUAAGCUCUCUUGCAAAGGAAGCAGGUUUCCAACUGCUUUCUGAUGAUUUAGACAUAAAGAUUGCUGAUGUCUUGUCUUCUCAUGAAGAAAGUCUGAAUCAGGAUUCAGCCACGAAAUUGGAUGAAGUCCCCGAAGAAAGUAUUGAUGAGAAGAUUACAGAUUUAAGAGAUGACUUGGCAGUUGACAUGAAUCAACAAAUUCAAUCUACUAAUAUUGAAGCUCCAUUUGAGUAUAGUAACGGGGAAGCAUCUAUUGAUAGUGCAAGUAAACAUUCUGGAAUUGUGGAUCCUGAGAAAUCUGCCAAUGACCAUGAAAUUAUGUAUUCCCUAAAUAAAGAUUUGAGAAUGGAGACUGAUGCUGAUAAUGAUGCGUCGGAUGGUCUCAGGCAUCAUUUCAAUGCCUUUAACGGUUCAUUUUUCUUUAGUGAUGGUAACUACAAAUUUCUUAGAUCUCUUGUAAUUAACUCAGAAGUUCCACGACUAGUGAUAGUUGAUCCAUUGACCCAGCAGCACUAUGUCUUAACUGAAGAAGCAACUUACAAUGUUAAUUCUGUAAUGACGUUUAUUAAUAAAUUUCUUAAUGGAAGUCUUGUUCCAUAUCAGCGCGCUGGACCCUUGCAGACGUCUAUGGAAAUGCCACAACCACCAUUUGUUAAUCUAGAUUUUCGUGAAAAGGAUUCUAUCCCUUGUGUUACGGCUGAUACUUUCUCUGAGUUAGUUCUUGGUUCUAGUGAAUCGAAUGUCCAAAAUGCAACCAAUGCUUGGCAUAAGGAUGUGAUUGUGAUUUUCAGCAAUAGCUGGUGCGGUUUUUGUCAGAGAAUGGAAUUAAUUGUUCGUGAAGUGCACCGGGCCCUGAAAGGCUACAUUGACAUGGUUGAGUCGGAACCAAGACACAAGGAGAUUUUUUCUCAAGAUGACUUGAAGGAUGUUAUUUCUAAGCUGCCAGCAUUUUAUUCGAUUGAUUGCACGCUAAAUGAUUGCAGUUGGAUUCUUAAAUCUAUUGGUCAAAGGGAAGUAUAUCCAAUUUUGGUGCUGUUUCCAGCAGAGAGGAAGACUGCUAUUGUCUAUGAUGGGAAUAUGAUGGUUGCAGACAUAUUGAAGUUUAUAUCCAACCACGGAAGCAAAUCUCAUAAUCUUGCCAAACUGAAAGGAACACUGUGGACUGAAUUCUUAGAGAAAGAAAAGCAUAAUGAAAACUUCAGAGCGGCAUUCAAGAGUGUAGAUUCUGACGUUAAUGAUAAAUAUUUUGGAACCAUUGCACAAAAUGCAGAGGAACAAAAGCCAGUGAUAAAGUUGGAAGAACAAGCUGCUCUACGAGAUGUUACAUUUGGCUCAUUUCUAAUUGCCACAGAGCUUCUGUCGGAAUUGAACCCGUUUUUCAAAGCCAGAAUUCUGAUUGUGGGAGCCGUUCAUGAUGUAGGAUUUCAAGGUCUGAUCAUUAACAAGCCUAUCAACAGCUGGAAUUUGUUGCCACAAUUUCAUGAUGCGAAACUGCUAGAAGCAGCUCAUGUUUCAUUUGGAGGCCCAGUUAUACAUCAAGAAAUGCCUCUUGUUUCCUUGACUAAGAUUUCUUUUAAUGAUCAGCACCCUCAAGUUCUACCUGGUGUCUAUUUUCUUGACCAAUUGGAAACUCUAAAUAAAAUUAAGGAAAUCAAAGCAGGAAAUCUUUCUGCAACUGAUUUAUGGUUCUUUUGGGGCUAUUCAGGCUGGAGUUGGGACCAGCUUUUCAGUGAGAUAGAUGAAGGAUUGUGGAUUGUUGACGAGGGGAACGACAAAUAUUUGCAAUGGUAAAAAUGAAAGCUGUAUUUUGCAUAACUCAAUUUCUCUUGUCUAAAGGGCCCUCAAGUGCUGGAGGACUUCUUUUGGUACAUCUGAAUUUAUGAGCAUGAAUGUUACGACUUUUGCCGGAAGAUUAUGGAAUUUUCACGCUUCAGAAGGACAAUGUUUGAUGCAUUGUAUACAUUUAAGGUUCAUUUGUGCCUUCCCACCUAUAUGAAAGUUCUCUCAGUACCUUUUAUUUCAGUGUCAUUUCAGAGGACUGAAGAUGCGCCUUGGCUCCUGAUUUGAUGGCUGGCUUAUAAUUUUGGUUCUCAUUUGUAUUUAUCUUUUUAUCACCGUUUGGUCGCAACCGAUCCGAUCUUUUUGGGUUAAGGUUUUGCCAUUGUUGUAUCUUUUAGUUGGAAUAUGGAGGAAUCAGAUCACAAAAUGAAACAGGAAAGCAAAAGUUGGAGUUAUUGGGGCUUUAUUUGAAAGGAGAUGUACUUGUAUAGCAGAACUCACAUUUUGCUGAUGAUUUAAUUGCUGCAGUAAGUGAGAAUGCUUGAAUAUGAACAGUAGUAGUAGAUUCCAAUUCUAGUCUCAUGUUGUCAUAUGUAUACUUGAUAUCAAAUAUUAGUGCCUUCCCCAUAACAGUACAUUCUGAACAAUUCUGCUGUCUUGUUUAGGUUAUGUAAGGUCAUGUCUGUUUUGUUGACAGAGCCAAAUUUGGAAAUAAAUGAGUCUUCUUUAUAAAAAAAUGUUUGUCGAAUUGUUCCUAAAAUUAGCGUCUUUUGUCUAUUCCUUUGGCUUUACUAACAGCGAGUAGGUAAAGAGUUUGACCAAGAGCCAAUUUAUAUAUGAAAAUAUAAAAAUUUGUAUUGAAGCCUUCAUCAUUAUUUUUUUUGUUUGUUUUAUUUGAAUGAUCAACAACUGUAUCAAUAGGAGUAACAAAAUACAGGAAAGAUCAACAACUUUUGUACAACAAACUUUAUUGUGCAAAAAAAUGG